UACUUGUCAGACGGUUGUUUUUUUUCUAUAUUCUAUUUCUUAUGAUCUUUUCUGUUAAAUUUAUUUAUAUUAAGUACAAAAUAUGUAAAAGUAAAAUUCUACUUGAUAAAUAAAGUGUGUAUUAGUGUAUAUUGUUAAUAAUGGCAGGUUUUGGAGAUUUCACUGGAUAUAAUAGGCCUUUUGGCUUAGAUCCAAAUAGAGAGACCAAUGAUUUGUAUGAUACCCGCUAUAAGCAAAUUUACGGAUAUCACACCCCAAUUACUGAAGAAUAUCAGGGACCUCCACUGAUUUUGGACGAUGCACCGGACGAAGAUAAUAGUUCAUAUGUCACAGCAGCAAUAAGUGUAGCAAGUCUUAUCACAGAAAAUUUGUUAAGCCAUCCAUUCAUUGUGUUGAGAAGACAAUGUCAGGUACAUAACAGUCUCAAGAGUUUUCACAUUGUACCAUACACACUGUUGCCAGUGGUUGUGAGAUUGCACAGGAGACAAGGCAUUACAACACUGUGGAAGGGAAUUGGCUCCACCUGUGUUGUAAAAGGUCUUAAUCUGGCUAUUGAAGAUGUGGUUGCUAAGGGAACAGGUUGGCCUAAGGAAGUUGGAAAAUGUAGUACCGUCUUACAAUACCUACAGCAUAUAACAUUAAAAUGUAUUAGUUUAGCAAUUAUUACACCAUUCUAUUCAGCCAGUCUGGUGGAAACUGUACAGAGUGACAUAGCAAGUGACAAACCAGCUCUUUUUGAUGUAUUUAGAGAAGGAUUUAUGCGCAUAUUGGAAUGGGGGACACCAAGUAAAGGUAGAAUGCUACCAAUAUGGGCAAUUGUUUUGCCUACAGCUGCUUUGGGAAUUUCCAAAUAUUUAGCACAUACAAUAAUAAGAAGUGUAACUGCAAGGGUUCUCAGAUUCCAACAAAGGCACAAACAUGAGCUGAAUGAUGCCUACAAUGUGAAUUAUAAAAAAAAUACACAAAAUCCUCUUAUAGAAGAUGUUAACUUGAAAGCCAACAUUUUCUCAUUCAUUACUAUGGAAAUAAUAUUCUAUCCCAUAGAAACAAUCAUACAUAGACUUCAUAUACAGGGCACAAGAACAAUCAUUGACAACCUAGAUACUGGAACAUCAGUUACCCCAAUUUUAACAGGAUAUGAGGGUUUUAUGGAUUGUUACAAUACAACUAUAGCCAGGGAAGGUGUUGCUGGCUUGUAUAAAGGUUUUGGCUCAUUAGUGCUUCAACUUGCUGCACAUUUGGCAAUUAUCAAAUUGACUACACUAGUUGUGGCAGAAGUAUCCAACCUCUUAAAGCCAGCAAAAUCACCAUCAAAUUCUGAGGACUCUGUACACUCACAACAAAUAUAUAUAUUCAAUUGAAUUAUAUUGAUGCAUCUAAUAUAAGACAUAUAUUGUUGGCACAUACAAUUGAUAGCAAGGAAUAAAAAAGUAUUGUCAUUUUCCAAAUAUAAUUUGGUCAAUAUAUAUACAUGAAUAAAUGUAAAUGAAUAAUAGGAAAAUAGUGGUUUAGGUUAGGAUCACUUAUCUAG
Achroia grisella is the source of this 1531-nucleotide messenger RNA. RefSeq names its product mitochondrial outer membrane protein SLC25A46-like. Gene Ontology annotation, biological process: mitochondrial fission; mitochondrial membrane fission. The transcript has 7 exons. Gene Ontology annotation, cellular component: mitochondrial outer membrane. Bases 141 to 1361 code for a protein of 406 amino acids. The record is from RefSeq and is a predicted model, not a curated record. NCBI's taxonomy places the organism in Eukaryota, Metazoa, Arthropoda, Insecta, Lepidoptera, Pyralidae.